Trichosurus vulpecula (common brushtail) is the source of this 2250-nucleotide messenger RNA. RefSeq names its product ribonuclease P/MRP subunit p40 (gene RPP40). Gene Ontology annotation, cellular component: ribonuclease MRP complex; multimeric ribonuclease P complex. Bases 101 to 1192 code for a protein of 363 amino acids. The record is from RefSeq and is a predicted model, not a curated record. NCBI's taxonomy places the organism in Eukaryota, Metazoa, Chordata, Mammalia, Diprotodontia, Phalangeridae. The transcript has 8 exons. Gene Ontology annotation, biological process: tRNA 3'-end processing; endonucleolytic cleavage in ITS1 to separate SSU-rRNA from 5.8S rRNA and LSU-rRNA from tricistronic rRNA transcript (SSU-rRNA, 5.8S rRNA, LSU-rRNA); tRNA 5'-leader removal. Gene Ontology annotation, molecular function: ribonuclease P activity; ribonuclease MRP activity.
GGGAGACCGGAGAAGCCGUACUGGGCGUGCGCAGCGCGAAAACUGGUUGGCAAAAUACGAUUUUCACCUGUCCCCGGGUGUUUAACGGGCCCAGGCGACCAUGUCUACCCUGCGCAGGCUGCGGGAGACGCCACGACACUUGCUGGUAUGUGAGAAGUCUAACUUCGGCCAUGGCAAGUCGCGGCACCGGCAGCACGUGGAGACGCACUACCACAACUACAGGGUAUCAUUUCUGAUUCCUGAAUGUGGGAUACUUUCAAAAGAACUGAAAAAUCUUGUCAUGGAAAUUGGACCAUACUACUUGGUGAAGAAUUUGCCUCUUCAUGAAUUAAUUGCACAUGAGUUCAUCAAUAACUUUGUGAAAAAAGGUUCCUGUUAUGCCCUAACAUAUAAUACAAAUAUUGAUCAAGACAAUACUGUUGCCCUGUUACCCAACGGGAAGCUAAUUUUGUCCCUGGACAAAGACACUUACGAAGAAAUGGGACUUCAAGGUCGCCCAUCUCAACAUUCUGGCAGAAAAAUCAUGAGAUACAUUGUUACCCUUGAUUUGAUGGAUUCGUCCUUCAGUCCUGAGUCAAAGAAGUAUAAAAGAGCAUCUUGGGCCUUGAAUGAAAAGAAACCACUGAAAUUCAAUUUCCUUCUGGCUUGGCAUCAUGAAGGUGCAGAAGAGUCAACAGUGAUGUCAUACUUUUCCAAAUACCAAAUUCAGGAGCAUCAGCCAAAAAUAGCAUUGAGCACGUUACAAGAUCUUCAGUGUCCAUUGCUACAGAGUGGAGAACUUGAGGGAAAGCCUGAAGAAUCGUGCAGUGCACCAGAACUCUUUGACUGGCUUGGUGCUGUCUUCAGUAACGUAGAACUAAAUAAUCAGUCAUUCAGUUUUCUAUCAACCUAUUGCUGUCCUCAGCCAAAUAUAUUGGUGGAAAAAGCAUAUUUGUGCACAAUCACUGGCUUCAUAGUCUCUGAGAAGAUAUGCCUGUUACUGGAACAGCUGCGUCAUUAUUUUGAUGACCCAAAGUUAACUCCUUGGGUCACCUUGUCUGUCCAGGGAUUUGCAGACAGCCCUGUGUCUUGGAGAGAAAAUGAACAUGGAUUUCGAAAAGGAGGAGAACACUUGUACAACUUUGUUAUUUUCAGCAAUCAGGACUACUGGCUUCAAAUGGCUGUGGGGGCCAAUGAUGACUGUCCACCAUGAAAAUAAAUAAAGCUGCCUUUGGGUUUUUUUUUUUUCCUGGUAGACUUUGGAAGCCUUCAUUACAAGGAAGUUGCAUAUUUAGGAUGUUUAUAUGGUAUGAUGGAUUUUUUUUGUAAUGCCAAGACUAAUGUUCUGUUUCGGGGUGUUGUUUGCUGUGGUGACCAGAAUUUUUUUCACACCCUUUUUCUGCUCAUUUCAAAGGGUUUUGGGGUAACCUAAUGGAAUGAUUGCCAGUCACUUUGCAUUUUUGUAAAAACUAAUGCCAGUGUGGCUUAUCUGCAGCUGUAAGGGAGGCCAAGCCAAGACUGGGAGCUGUUAGGCCAAGGACUUCCUAGGACAAUGAACCAGCAAAGCCCUGCCACUUGGAAAGGACCAGCUCUGUGGUUUGUUUGUGUGGUGAACUGAGAAACUGAAAGGACAGGCUAAAUACUGAGCCCUCAAGUCUCAGGCAAUUAAGAGAAAGCAGGAGUACAGCAGAUUUCUGAGGGAGUGGGCCAGGGUCAGCAUCCAAGGAUUUGUAUUUAACUGGCGGGAGCAGACAAGAAGCACCAAUGAGAAGAUCUACUGUAGAGACACUGUAUAGUUGUGAUUGAUGAUCCAGUGAUCAAGGUGAAUUCCCUUUUGAUUCAGUUCAAAAUGGCCCAUUGAGUAUGACUUGGCAGAUAGUUACUAAAGCUAGAGAUGAGAUUUUUUUCUGCAGCUUCCAAGGUAGUCAGUACUAAUUACAGCAGAAAGACUAGAUUCAUCCAGCAUAGUAGUUCUUAACCCAGGGUCCAUGAAUUUGUUUUAAAAUUUUUUUUUAAUAACAGUAUUUCAGUAUAACUGGUUUCCUUUAUAAACUAAUGCAUUUUAUGCAUUUUAAUGGUAUUUUAUUUUUUCCCCAAUUACAUAUUAAGACAAUUUUUAGCAUUCCUGUUUACAAGAUUUUGAGUUCCAGUAUUUUCACCCUCCCUUCCUGUCUUCCUAAAAUGAUAGGCAAUUUGAUAUAGGUUAUACAUGUGCUAUCAUGUAAAACAUAUUUCCAUAUUAAACAUAGUUGUGAAGGAAGAAACAGAUCA